Messenger RNA from Erpetoichthys calabaricus (reedfish), 1998 nucleotides. Its product is annotated as flavin-containing monooxygenase 5-like. The record is from RefSeq and is a predicted model, not a curated record. NCBI's taxonomy places the organism in Eukaryota, Metazoa, Chordata, Cladistia, Polypteriformes, Polypteridae. Bases 223 to 1878 code for a protein of 551 amino acids. Gene Ontology annotation, molecular function: flavin adenine dinucleotide binding; N,N-dimethylaniline monooxygenase activity; NADP binding. The transcript has 9 exons.
ACGGAACUUCUUGUCGUCCAGAGCAGACUCGCUCGAGUCGCUCUUCACUCGCGUGUUCGUCCCCUCCCGUAGACUGCUCUACUCCCGGAGUGCGGCGUUUCACGGCUUGAUGGGGGGUUGAGAACAGAGCGUCGAUCUUGCAGCCAAAAAAAGUGAGGACUGUGUUGGCACUACGACGAGACACGCAGGGUCUUCUUCCUCUCCCAGUCAAGCCUUGGCCAGAUGAAGCGGCGUGUGGCGGUGAUCGGGGCAGGGGCCUCAGGCCUGGUCGCCAUAAAGUGCUGUUUGGACGAGGGUCUGGAGCCAGUGUGCUUUGAGUACAGCGAUGGCAUCGGGGGUCUCUGGAGGUUCAAGGAAGAUCCGGAGGAUGACCGGGCCAGCAUCUACAGCUCAGUGGUCAUCAACACCUCCAAGGAGAUGAUGUGCUACAGCGACUAUCCCAUCCCUGCCAGCUUCGCCAACUACAUGCACCACUCCAAGAUUCUUGAGUAUUUCCACAUGUACACCCGUCAUUUUGAUCUGCUGCAGUACAUUCACUUCAAGACUUCGGUGCACAGCGUGAAGAAGCGCCCUGACUUUACCCACUCCGGCCAGUGGGAGGUGGUGACGGUCAACACGGAGGGACUGGAGGAGUCUGCCAUUUUUGAUGGGCUGCUGGUUUGCACUGGGCAUCACACGUACCCUCACCUGCCCCUGCAGGACUUCCCAGGAAUUGAGACCUUUGAGGGGCAGUACUUUCACAGCCGUGACUACAAAAGUCCAGAGAAUUUUCGGGGGAAGAGGGUCGUCAUCAUUGGCAUAGGAAAUUCUGGUGGGGACCUCGCAGUGGAGCUGAGCCGAGUCACAGAGCAGGUGUUUCUCAGCACAAGGCGAGGUGCUUGGAUUCUCAGCCGCAUUGGUAAACAUGGAAUUCCCGCGGACCUGCAGUUCAACACGCGUCUGAACAGUCUGCUCCUGUCCAUCCUGCCUCGAGGCCUCGUCAGCGCUCUGGGAGAGAAGUACGGCAACAGCUGGUUUGACCACAAGCUGUACGGACUGCAGCCUCGGCACCGGUUGAUGUCCCAGCAUCCGACUGUAAACACUGACCUGCCAAGCUGCAUCAUUACCGGGGCAGUCGUGGUCAAGCCAAACGUACGCUGCCUCACGGGAUCAGCUGUGGUGUUUGACGACGACACCGUGGAGGAGAACAUUGACUUUGUGAUUUUUGCCACCGGCUACAACAUCUCCUUCCCCUUCCUGCCCCCCUCUGUGGUGCCGGUGGCCCAGAACCAGGUGUCCCUCUACAAGUAUGUCUUUCCACCAGAGCUGGAGCACCCCACGCUGGCCAUCAUCGGCCUUGUGCAGCCACUUGGUGCCAUAAUGCCCAUCUCGGAGUUGCAGGCCCGCUGGGCCACACGGGUUAUUGCAGGGCGGUCCAAGCUUCCUUCACGCCAGCACAUGCUGCAGGACAUCAAGGCAGCCCGAGAGAGGAUGGCACACAGGUACGUGGCCUCCCAGCGUCACACAGUCCAGGUCGACUAUGUCACCUACAUGGAUGAAGUGGCUGUGCAGAUCGGGGUGCGUCCCAGCAUUGGUGGGCUACUGUUCCGGGACCCAAAGCUGGCGAUGGCUGUGUUUCUGGGUCCCUGCACACCAUACCAGUACCGGCUGAGUGGGCCGGGGAAGUGGGCAGGGGCACGCGACACCAUUCUAACCCAGUGGAAGCGGGUCAUCAAACCGCUGAGAAAUCGAGAGCCCCCAAAGGAAGAGCGCCCCUCGGCCUGCUCCCGGCUGCUCAGGCUGUCUGUGGUGGCUGCACUCUGCGCUGUUGUCACCUACUGGGUCCGCCAUGAGCACCCAUCUCCACUGCAGAGGCUCAUGCAGCUACUUUGGGGCUGAGCCAUCGGGCCCGGUGGUGACGUUCUGUUCAGAGUCUCGUGGCGUCUUGUCAUUGGCUGAGGCCUCGGUUAUCAUGCUCUGUAAAGUGAAGGGUUAUAUAAACUAUGGCUCCUCAAUGUC